This is a messenger RNA of Cyprinus carpio (common carp), 1981 nucleotides long. It is a transcript of the gene irak4, whose product is annotated as interleukin-1 receptor-associated kinase 4. The transcript is spliced from 10 exons. The record is from RefSeq and is a predicted model, not a curated record. NCBI's taxonomy places the organism in Eukaryota, Metazoa, Chordata, Actinopteri, Cypriniformes, Cyprinidae. Gene Ontology annotation, molecular function: protein serine/threonine kinase activity; magnesium ion binding; ATP binding. Gene Ontology annotation, biological process: signal transduction; protein phosphorylation. Bases 178 to 1659 code for a protein of 493 amino acids.
UGCUUGUGUAGACAGCCAUAUAUUAACUAAAUUAAUUCCCAUGUAGUUUCAGUUUAAAGCGGAUGUUGUAGGAAGGGGAAAUGACAACAGACCAAGGAAGUUUCUCAGUCUGUCGAAGAGGUAGACCUUCGGGGGGUCCGAGCGUGAUUUGCGAAGGAUAGACGCUGAUAACGGAUCAUGUGUGACGUAACGCGGGACACCCCGGUCCGGAAGCUCCGGUUCUCCACGCUGAGAGCCCUUUCAGACCUGCUGGACCCGCAGCACACCUGGAGGAGCGUCGCGACGGACAUCAGCGGAGCCUCCGGAGAAGCGCGCUACUCGCAGCAGCACAUCCGGAGGUUUGAAGCGGUGGUUCUGCAGGGGAAGAGUCCCACGAUGGAGAUGCUGUUCGACUGGGGAACCACAGACUGCACGGUUGGAGAUCUGGUGGAGAUUCUGCUCCGUCACCAGCUGCUCGCCGCCGUCAGCGUCCUGCUGCCCGAUCACAGCAGCUGCCACGCCUCCGCAGCAGGCUCCUCCGGCGCGUCGGUCAGCACACUGCAGUAUGAGGCAGCGGUGCGACCGUCCGAGGCGUGUCUGCAGGCGUGCGUGCGUCCAGAGAUCAGCAGACCCGCGGUGAUGGAGCCGGACAGCACUGGGCCGGAGGAGAACACCUGGAGCGGCACUGAAGCAGGUUUCUGCACGUUCACGCACCGCGAGCUGACGGUCAUGACGGGCGGCUGGGACGAUCGGCCCGUGAAGGACGGCGGGUGUUUGCUGGGCACCGGGGGCUUUGGCGUCGUCUUCAGAGGCUCUAUGGGCGGCACUGAUGUAGCUGUGAAAAAACUCAAUCCUAUGGACGACAGCUCACUUGAAGAUCUCAGGACUCGGUUUAAUCAAGAGAUUCAAACACUCAGGAGUCUGAAGCACGAGAACCUGGUGAGCAUGGUGGGCUUCUCCAGUGACGGGGAGCACCUGUGUUUGGUGUAUGAGUUCAUGCCCGGGGGCUCUCUGCUGGAGCGGCUGGCCUGUGCAGACGGGGCUUCGGCUCUCUCGUGGCUCAGCAGAUGCUGCAUCAGCGCAGGAGCCGCCAGAGGACUGCAGUACCUGCAUCAGAACAGCCACAUCCACCGAGACGUCAAGAGCGGGAACAUCUUAUUGGAUGAGGACCUCGUUCCGAAGAUCUCUGACUUCGGUCUGACACGCGCCUCGGCCAGUCACACGUGCUCGACGGUCAUGACGGGGAGGAUUGUGGGUACGACGGCCUACAUGGCGCCGGAGGCCCUGCGAGGAGAAAUCACUCCUAAAUCUGACAUCUUCAGCUUCGGCGUGGUGUUGCUGGAGAUCCUGUCCGGUCUUCCUCCGGUCGAUGAGAGCCGUGAUCCCAAACUGCUGGUCGGUGAAGCUUCAGUCUCGACGUCUCCAGGUGCGUCCCAGAGUCUGAGUCUGAGCUGUUGUGUGUUUCAGAUGGAGAUGAAGGACGAGAUCGAGGAUGAGGAGCUCUCUCUGGAGGACUUCGUUGAUGGGAAGAUGCAGGGAUGGCAGAUGGAGGCGGUGGAGCGGAUGUAUGACGUGGCGUCUCAGUGUCUCUGUGAGAAGAAAAACAAAAGACCCACCAUCACAGAGGUUCUGUCUGAACUGGAAGAUCUUCAUCUCAAACAUUCCCAGAGCUCCAGAUGAGUUGUUGAGGAUUCAUCAUAAUUAUGUGUCCUGAUCUGGCUCCAUCGUCUCGGGAGACGGCGAGAUAAUUCACUUCAGGCCACAAUCAGAGACAAAAACAUCGGAAAACAAAACAACAGAACAGCAUUUGCAUAGAAAAAUGAGCAUCCUGGCACAUGGGAACCAAAACAAUCAUAUCAAAACAUGAGUUUAUGUGGUAAAAAAAUGUGUCUGAUCCAUCGGAUGUGAGCCAUGUGAUUAACAUCUCCCUCGUGUUUGGUACAAAAUAGAAAAAUAAAACAAUAUAAGACACAAUAAAAGGAAUGGCGACGGUUUGCAGAGA